Aspergillus nidulans FGSC A4 is the source of this 1413-nucleotide messenger RNA. Its product is annotated as neutral amino acid permease. The transcript has 6 exons. NCBI's taxonomy places the organism in Eukaryota, Fungi, Ascomycota, Eurotiomycetes, Eurotiales, Aspergillaceae. Gene Ontology annotation, cellular component: membrane. Gene Ontology annotation, biological process: L-alpha-amino acid transmembrane transport. The coding region runs from base 1 to 1413 and encodes 470 amino acids. The record is from RefSeq and is a predicted model, not a curated record.
AUGGCUCAAAACGCUGAGUCGUCGGUCCCAUAUGGACACGAAGAAUCAGGCCCAGAGAAGAACGUGACUACCGACGAGGAUUCUUUCACCAGAGAUGACGUGAAGAAGACGGAGAACUCGCCCCCUCCAUACACGCAAUCGCCGUUCACAUCAGAUGCCUUUGGCGAUGAGGAGUUUGCCGAAGUCAAAUACAAGACUUUGAAGUGGUGGCAAUGCGGUCUGCUUAUGGUGGCCGAAACAGUGUCCCUUGGUGUUCUGUCGCUGCCUGCCGCUGUUGCAGGUUUGGGUUUUGUCCCAGCCAUCAUUAUUCUCGUUGCGCUGGGUCUUUUUGCGACAUAUACGGGUUACGUCAUUGGACAGUUCAAGAAUCGGUUUCCGCACGUUACGAACAUGGCAGACGCCGGUGAGGUCGUGGCAGGGAAAUGGGGUCGCGAGUUCAUGGGCGUUGCGCAGAUGCUGUUCUUCGUCUUCGUCAUGGCGAGCCAUUUGCUGACGUUCACUGUCGCUAUGAAUACCCUCACUGAGCACGGCACGUGCUCAAUUGUCUUUGGCGUUGUGGGCAUGAUCGUCUCGUUCAUCCUGUGCUUGCCUCGCACUCUGGAGAAGAUGUCCUGGCUCUCGCUAGUCUCGUUCAUCAGUAUCUUCUCGGCCGUCAUGAUCUGCAUGGUUGGCGUCGGUAUCAGCAAGCCAGGGGUAAACAAUACUGCAGCUGUCGUCGACACGGACCUCUACCACGGCUUCACUGCCGUGACUAACAUUGUCUUUGCUUUUUGUGGACACGCUGCUUUUUUCGGUCUCGCUGCUGAACUCAAAGAUCCCCGCGACUUCCCCAAGGGCCUCUGCCUCCUUCAAGGAAUUGACAUCUCUCUCUACCUCAUCGCGGCCGUCGUGAUCUACCGCUACGGUGGCGCAGACGUUACCUCGCCCGCUCUGGGAUCCGCAAGUCCAAUCGUCAGCAAAGUUGCCUAUGGCAUUGCCCUCCCUACCAUCCUCAUUGCAGGUGUCAUUUACGGCCAUGUUGCCGCCAAAUACAUCUAUAUCCGCAUCUUCCGCGGCACAGACCGCAUGCACAAGCGCGACGCCGUCGCCAUCGGCUCGUGGGUUGUCAUUGCUCUUUGCCUCUGGAUUCUAGCCUGGAUCAUUGCCGAGGCUAUCCCCGUCUUCUCCAACCUGCUCAGUCUGAUCACAGCCCUUUUUGCAAGCUGGUUCACUUAUGGCCUUUCCGGAAUCUUCUGGCUUUUCAUGAACAAAGGUCUCUGGUUCAAGAACUGGAAGAAGAUUUCGCUCACAAUGGUCAAUCUGCUGGCCAUCGGAGUUGCUUGUGUGCUCUGUGGUAUGGGCCUCUGGGUGUCUGGCAAGGCGUUGCAUGAUAACCCAAGCUCAGCCAGCUUUUCUUGCGCGAAUAAUGCUUAG